Messenger RNA from Nycticebus coucang (slow loris), 7524 nucleotides. It is a transcript of the gene PLCXD2, whose product is annotated as phosphatidylinositol specific phospholipase C X domain containing 2. The coding region runs from base 570 to 1595 and encodes 341 amino acids. Lineage: Eukaryota; Metazoa; Chordata; Mammalia; Primates; Lorisidae. The transcript has 4 exons. The record is from RefSeq and is a predicted model, not a curated record. Gene Ontology annotation, biological process: lipid metabolic process. Gene Ontology annotation, molecular function: phosphoric diester hydrolase activity.
GCUGCCGGAGUCCGGGAGCUGCCGGUUACUCUUGUGAGCGCCUUUCAGGAAGCCACAGGGCAGGGGGUGUCUGUGCAGAGAAGCUGAGGGAGUGAGUCGCAGCCUAUCGGCCAGACCAGGGACAUAAAUAGAAGCAUAAAUCAGGCCAGAGAUGGUGUGCCCUGUCGCGCACAUGUGUAUAGUCUGUAGAUCCACAGGCUAGUCUGGAUGCUGUGUGGUCACCUGUCGUGUGAGUGGCUCCGGGCGUGGCUGCCCCUCGGACGUUCAGUUUCUGUAAGGUUUAUCUCUAGGGGCCUACCUUCCCCGGGCUCCAGGAGGAACGUAAGAAGUUUAACGGAGCAGGGACUGAGCAGAUUAAGGGAGUGGUGCGCAGGCUGGGCCGGAGAGGGUAGGGACUGCUGGUGCUGGGGGAUAGGGAACCACCAAUUUGCCCCGUCUCCCAGCCAGAAAACCGUUUUAGACAAUCUGUCGCGACAAAGGUGGCUCUGAAAUGUCUACAGAGCCUGAGAAGUGAUGAUCACUGAGUGAGUAGCACUGGGCUGACACUGGCCAAUUUGUUGAGAGGAAAGAUGCUAGCAUUUAGAAAGGCAAGGAGGAAACUCAGAAUGGGGACCAUCUGUUCCCCCAACCCCAGCGGGACAAAGACAUCAUCGGAGGUCUGCAAUGCCGACUGGAUGGCCUCGCUGCCCCCUCACCUCCACAACCUACCCCUUUCCAAUCUGGCAAUCCCAGGCUCCCAUGAUUCCUUCAGCUACUGGGUAGACGAAAAGUCCCCAGUGGGGCCUGACCAAACUCCAGCUAUCAAACGCCUCGCCAGGAUCUCCUUGGUAAAAAAGCUAAUGAAGAAAUGGUCUGUGACUCAGAACCUGACAUUCCGGGAACAACUAGAAGCUGGGAUCCGCUAUUUCGACCUUCGUGUGUCCUCCAAACCAGGGGAUGUGGAUCAGGAGAUCUAUUUCAUCCACGGGCUUUUUGGCAUUAAGGUCUGGGAUGGGCUGACAGAGAUUGACUCAUUUCUUACGCAGCACCCGAGAGAGAUUAUCUUCCUGGAUUUUAACCACUUCUAUGCCAUGGAUGAGGCCCAUCACAAAUGCCUGAUUCUGCGGAUCCAGGAGGCCUUUGGAAACAAGCUGUGUCCAGCCUGCAGUGUGGAGAGUAUGACACUGCGAAACCUGUGGGAGAAGAAGUGCCAGGUCCUUAUUUUCUAUCAUUGUCCCUUCUACAAGCAAUACCCCUUCCUGUGGCCAGGAAAGAAGAUUCCAGCACCCUGGGCAAAUACCACAAGUGUGCACAAACUGAUCCUCUUCUUGGAGACCACUCUGAGUGAGCGGGCCCCACGUGGCUCCUUCCACGUCUCCCAGGCAAUUCUCACCCCCAGAGUGAAGACUAUCGCCCGAGGCCUGGUUGGAGGCCUCAAGAAUACUCUGGUUCAUAGGAAUCUUCCUGCCAUCCUGGACUGGGUGAAAACUCAGAAGCCUGGAGCCAUGGGUGUCAACAUCAUCACGUCCGACUUCGUAGACCUGGUGGACUUUGCCACGACUGUCAUCGAGUUGAACGACCUCUUACAGGAGGACAAAGCUCUGGCUAAAUGCUGAUUUAAUUUUUUAUUUAACUUAAUGGUGAAUUUGUUGAUCCAGGGUAGAGUUCUCAAGGCUUUCCCGUUAGGACGGCCCCUUGGCAGUGAUGGUGAAGUAAGAGGAGGAUGGCUUUUUUUCCUUCCUCACAGGGCUGUUUGGAUAAAAUUACAGGGCUUUUUAUUGCAUUUUUCCCAAAUAAGACUUUUUAAAAAAUUAAGUCCAAGGGAAGAAAGCCCAUUUCUUGUGAUCAAGGCCAGGACUUCCCAAUGGCUUCUGGUAGUGAAUGGAACAUGGAAAUAGUCUCCAAGUUCCAUUGGGGUAUCCAUUGUCCCCUAAGUUGCCCAGAUCCCUAUAGUCUUUCAGGGUGUUGUCAUUUGAGCCAUUGAGAAGGUUGACCCAGAAAGGCAUUCCUGGUCAGUAGAAUGGCUCGGUGCAGGUGUGGACUUCCUGUGGGGUGCCUCUAACAUCAACUGGGGGGCCCUGAGCAGGGAAGGAGCCAAGCACUAGUUCUCUCUUGUAUUUGUGAAGGUCACCAUUUCUUCUCUGAGAGAAUAAGCUGUUCUUGCAUAGCUUGUGCUGAUAACUGGUCACCUUCAUUUUUCAGAUACACGGUGCUUACUGCCCUUGGUAUCAGAAAUAUGUUUCCCAGUUUUAAAACCUUCAUUCCUUUCUAUUUCUUUCGGCCCUUUCUCAUAAGUGAAAGGAACAAUGAUGGGAGAUCUUUUGAGCAUGGGGCCCAACAAGAGAUAGACAUGCAUGUUUGUUGCAUGCCAGAUUUCUUUGAUUUAAUUUUGUAGCUUUUUCCAAAAUGGCCACCAAGUAAGUACCUGCAUCAUUUUGGGAAAGUCCUCUUUGGAGCCCAGUCUUCAAGCCAGAUCUUGGAAUUGCAUUUUGUUGUUGUCUGCCUAGGACUCAAGUCUGUGCUGUGGGAUACAACGCUAAGUGGAAGACAGCUUGUCCAGGCUACCAGGAGGCAGAUGUGGGAUGCAUGGGAAGGUGCAAUGGCAUUAAAGGAGGAUGCUCCAAGUGGGCUUGGAGCCAUUCUGUCACUCCUUGAAAACAAGACUACCUCGGGAACAUUUAAGAUGACUUGUGUGUCAUCAAGUGAGAAAUACCCAGUAUUGGAACAUUUCCCAUCCUUGUCUCAAUUGUUCUCCUUUCUGCAGGUUGUUUUGAGCCUACAAAUCACCACUGCAUGAGGGCUUUGAAACGCAAUUUUUUUUUUUAAUAGAUAAGAGGUGCUUAUCUAUAAAGAGCCCUCUUGUGUUUUGAUUGAUUGACUUAUUUAUUUAUUUAUUUGUAGAUUAAAUAUCUGCAGUGCUUCUUACCUCAAGAGCACUCACACGGGAGCUUACUGAACUUUCCCACCCAGGACAGAUGCUGCUAUUUACCGUCUUCCUCCCCUCAACAGGACCACGCGUCUCAGGGCUGUGAGUGACCUCUGACUCUGCUGUAGAUGCCCUGGCUCCCCAGUGCUGCUGGGGACGGUUUAUAUGUAUGGAUGUAGUCCGGAACUGAGGAGCCACUACCAAGCCACUCCCUGGGACAGAAGAUGAAAUGGGUCCUGAAGAACUCUUAGCUCUUAGAUAGACCCUCUAGAAGAGUGUUGAAAAGGAAGGAGCUAGAAAGAAAACGGGGCAUGAGUGUGUGUGCACACAGAUGCUCCUCAGCACCGUCUGAGCAUCCCCAAGGAAGUGCCAGCUUAGGGAUCCUUCAGGAGGAAAUUUAAACAUGGAGCCCCGAACGGAUGUCUGCAUUUAUAGAUUGUCUGAUUCUUCCCAGCAGUUUCCCACUCCUAUCCUUUGAGGCUCAUAGAUGGAUUUUGCAUGUUGCCUGCAGACAGGGGUAUCCUAGAGGAGCUACUAAAAGCACAUACGCACCCUAACUCUUGGUCUUCCAGCCUUUACUUUCUGUAAUGUAAUUUAAACCCUGACUUUUAGCUUCCAGAGGCUUGAGGAAGCUGUAACACAAAAGACUCUGGGAAAAUAUGGUUGAACUUUCCCUUUUCUUGCAUCUGAACCCCUCCUACAAUGAAGCUUCUGGGGUAGUACUAUUGAAUGUUGUAGGGCCUUCUCUGGAUAGGAAUAAGAAAGUGGGUCCCUUACUCUCUUAACUUUCCUUCAAUUCUGGUAUUAAACCCUAGUGACAAGCUCUGAAGUCCCCUGGCUGCCCUCAGCAUUUUAUUUUUGUUAUUGUUUCAUUUUGUUUUUGUUUUUAAUUCUCGAUCAAUUGCUGGGGACUAGAUCAUGUCCCCUCUUUUACCCCUUUGUGACUUGGCAAAGAUAUAAGGAGGUGAGAGGCGACCUACCCUGCUCUGUUUCGAGUCUCAGCUUUGUCCAGGUGCUUGGUGCUAUAAGGCCAGGUGUGUUGACAAGUAGUGACACAGGAUGCCAGUAUCACCCAAGGGCUGCUGACUGUUCUGUGAAAUGUUUACUCAAUUUUUCUCCUUUAGUUGUUCAAUAUAUGUUUGCACUUCACUUGGGUUGUACCACUUACACGCACCUCGAUGUUUGCAUGAUAAAAGUCACCGAGCAUGACACAGACGCGCAGAAACCGUACCAAGGUCGCAUGCACAGGGUCCCGCUCUGUGUGGUGAGUACCGGUGCCCACUCCUGCUGCUGCUUCGGGUUGCCCACCUUGGUUCCAUUGUGAAAGUCUGCACUGGAGUUCUGGGAUGUAGGAGGAGGAUUAUUUACAAUUUUCCCUCAAUUAACACCCUUGAAUUGGCAGAAUCUCUCUCUCUCAAGAAAAAGUUGCUUAACAUCUUGUGAAGGCUGGGUGCCUUCUGCUCCUUGAUUCUGAGGCCAGACAAGAGAACUCAGGCAUGUGGGACAGCGGAAAGAUAGACUUUAGGUUGAUGAUUCAUUCUGCAACUGCCAACAAUAAAAAGGGUGACCCAUCCUCAUCACAUUCUCACAAGUUCUGGGGACCUUUCAAGACAAAGCUCUGACACAUGCCCAGAAUAACUUCAAGAUCAGCUAAGAAUCUGUUUGGUUGAGCCAAAGAGGAUUUUAGCUUAACAGAAUUGUGAUCAUAUUUAUUCCAAAUGUAACUGAGUUUUCCAUGGGCCCCCUGGACCAUUUCAGAUACGGACACAUGUCCAUGGCUUUGUAGCAAAGAGGCCCAUCCCAGGUUUUAGUUAGUUUAGAGCAGAGCUUACAGCCUUGAACUUUGAACCUGUUAGAGGUACUGCUAUAGUUUUGUGAGUGUAAGAAGACAUUCUUAGGAUUGGAGAGAAAGGUCAAGAUGGAUUUGAUAUAAGGAAUUGAAGUUAUUAAAGAUUAAAUUUUAAGUUAAUGGCUGAUCUGUAAAGGGUCAUGCCAAAAAUUUUUUUAUAUAUAUUUUGUAUUAGACUUGAUAGUAAUUCAAUUUAGCCAUUUUUCUUAGAGCUAACUGCGUACUCUUGAAUUCUUGGGAACAGUGAAGCACAGAACAAACCCAGGAUUUUAUAUCAACUCAAAGAAAAGCACAAGAGCUCAAGGUAGUGAUAGACCUGAAGAAUCCCAGUUCUUCUUUCAAGACUUCCUCUUCAAAUAGGGAAAAAUUAUUUUCUACUCCAAAAAGACAAUGGAAUACACAUUCUGGAAUUAAAUGUACUUUUGUAGUGUGUCAGGAUUUUCUCUCUGGCUUUUAGAAUCUUGUCAUCAGAGAGUGCUCCCCAAAGAGGCAUUACCCACAUAUUCCAAUCUAGCUAGAAAGCUGAAAUGAAACUCUUUAUUUUUCCUGGAAGCAAAGGGUCUACAUGAAAUCAGACCAUCUUAUAGAUUUAGCUUAUGCCACAGUUAAAGUUUUUGCAAUGUCCUUUAUCGUCUGACUGCAGAUUUUUUUUCUGUUAAAUUCUGGGAAACAGAGUGGGCUGCUGAAGGGGCCCAGUGGAGCAGCUCCUCUCCUAUAGCUGAGCAAAUGACCCUGUGCUCCAUUGCUCUCUCUCCUCUGUAAUGAAGAUGCUAUCUGCCACUUUAGUGCUGAGUGUUUUACAAAUCUUGGCUGACUAGCUCCUCAAAAUAUAAGGUUCCUAGUGUGUAGAUUAAAUGCCUUAUAGUCAGGGGAGGCAGGGUUGUGGCAUUCUUCCCCUUGUGGUGUGUAUGAAGGAUGCUACUUGGGUUUAUUUCCCUAAAGUGUAGAGUAAUAGAACUUGUCCAGGAAUGGUGCCUUUGGUGAUCUGUAAAAUGAAAUGUGUAAUGUUCAAAGAAAUUUUCCAAGAUGUAUAUGGCCUCCUGAGAGGUAGACUUUCCCAAUUACAUACCAAACAAUCUUGCUAUGCCAAGAGUAAAACAAAUAGAAAUUGACAGCAUCAGACAGCCAGACUGACAGGAAGUUUGUUUUGUAUGGGAUAGAACCUGGUAGUCCCUUUAAGUUGCACCAACUCUCCAGUACAUCUUGGCCUUCUGCCCCAGACUGCUCCCUGGUAUUAACCCCCGUAGCUUUGUCAGGCACACAUUGCUUUGCAACACAUGGGAGUGAACGGAUGAGGUAAUAAGUGGUUAGCUUGAAAAUUUACCCUUAAUUCCAAAUGAUACUGAGUAGCUCUUCCCUGCCCCCAAGAGACCCACUAUCUCCUUAGUGACUGUAUUCCUCAGCUUCCUAGAAUACAGCCUAUUCCACUAUAGUGCUAAUGGCACUAUAACUCUGAACUGGCCCUAACCCUGAAGAAUAUGAUAGAAAAUGCUAUUGAUAUUCUUAAAAUAGCAUCAUCUUAGACACUAUAAAAAUAUUCUAAGAUAACUCUAUCCUGAGUGGAUAUAGUGUUGUAGUAUCUUCAACAAAACUUGUCCUUAGGACUGUCAAACACAUUUCUAAGCCAAAUAGUUUAGAGAAAACAUUUCCCUUGUCUUUUGUGGGAAUUCAAUUUCAUGGUUUAUGGAGGCAAAUGCCAUCAAUAGUCUGGAGCCAUUUUCUAUGUCAUUCCUUCUGAUCUUCUUCGUAGAAUACCACUUUCUCCUCCAGUCUCCUGACUCUUCUUCAUAUUUGCUGAUUACUAUUAAUCACAGGAUGCUAGCAAAAUUACAGGGGAAGGCACACGCACUCGGUGAGGUCCUGCACACUCUUCUUACAGUGGUUAUUGCUUGUUACUCUUCUCAAAUACAUCAUUCUGUCCUCCCGCCACCCCAGUCAUUAGAACUACACCUGAUCAGAGCCCAGAACUUGGGACCAGUACAUAAUUCAAAUAGUAGGGGCUUGCUCACAAGCUCUCAGUCCAACAAGAAGCACAGCACAUUGAAAAGUCAAAUAAGCCUUUGGUAGCUUUGUACAUUUGCAAUUUUACAUUUGUUAUUAGCUUAUAGCGCUAAUAACACUUCAGUCACGGAUCUAUAAUAUCAAUAUGAUAAACCUUAGAACAUAUUUGAGAAAUAGUGGUACUUUGCUGCUAUUAUACUUACUAAUUUAUACCCUGAUAUUAAUAAAUAUUAAAUACAGAUUGUAUACAUUAUUUAUGUUGCGUAUAUGCCAACUAUAAUACUUAACCUCACUGAUCAGCAAGUAGAAAAUACAGGAAUUGUCAUAGUGAAAAUAAGUCUUGUUCAAUUCAAAUGAUAUGUGAAUCUGAUAAAUGCUGUAAUAGGUAUUGCAUUUUAUCCUCUAUUGCUUGCGUUACACUACAGUGCAUGUUGUUUGCCAAGUUAAGAUAAUAAUAAAUUAUACCAAUUUGGGGGUUAGGAUUAAAAUUUGCAUAUAUGCUGCUUGAUACUGUGGAAUGUAUUUUAUGGCUUAAAUUAUCUCGUCCCUACACAUUUCACUUGUUUUUUUCUCUGUAGGAAGUAAUUGCAAUUAUCUCUGUCUUCUGUCUUAUACCUUUGAUAAAACUGCUUACUUCAACCUAGAACAUUGUAAAGCCAGAAUACCUCAUUUUAUCAGUGAAAACAGUUCCAUAAAUACAAUGACAUGGUGUGAUUUCUUGUAUUUUAUUUGCACAUAAAUAGACUUAAACCUAAUAAUAAAUCUAAAA